Metschnikowia bicuspidata var. bicuspidata NRRL YB-4993 is the source of this 1677-nucleotide messenger RNA. Its product is annotated as glycosyltransferase family 15 protein. Gene Ontology annotation, cellular component: Golgi apparatus; membrane. Bases 1 to 1677 code for a protein of 558 amino acids. The transcript is spliced from 2 exons. Gene Ontology annotation, biological process: cell wall mannoprotein biosynthetic process; protein N-linked glycosylation. NCBI's taxonomy places the organism in Eukaryota, Fungi, Ascomycota, Pichiomycetes, Serinales, Metschnikowiaceae. Gene Ontology annotation, molecular function: alpha-1,2-mannosyltransferase activity. The record is from RefSeq and is a predicted model, not a curated record.
AUGGAAAGCACAUCAGACGACAGCAUGAGCCCCAGCUCGGGGUUCCAGGAAUUCGAGGAGGAAGUCCCCCGCGUCCAGAACGAGCUGGUGUGGUCCAAAGCCAAACGCCAGGCGUCUUUUCAGCUUUCGCUCUUCAAACACAAACACCUGAAGCACGCCCAUUUGCUACGAAGGACGCCUGUUUUGGCCAAGGACACCGACGGCGGCGACUUCCCCGACUUUUCCCACGACAAUGCCGAGCGGUUGUCCCGCAAAAACUUGGCGUCGUCCCGGGACUUUCCCUUUGAAGUCGGAUGCCGCGUUCCCGAUACCGACGCUCCGCGGGCAAACGCCUCGUUUGUCAUGCUAGCGAGAAACUCCGAAGUCGACGAUGUGGUGAGUUCCAUGAAGUCGAUGGAAAGACACUUCAACCAGUGGUUCAACUACCCGUGGGUGUUCUUGAAUGACGUGGAAUUUGACGAGCACUUCAAGGAAGAGGUGCGCAAGCACACAAAAGCAGACGUGGAGUUUGGCCUCGUGCAGCCCGAGCACUGGAACUUCCCUGCCGACAUCGACCGCGAGGAGCUCGACGAGUGGAUCGAGAGCCAGGGCGACCGCACAAUCAUGUACGGAAACAUGGAGUCCUACCACAAGAUGUGCCGGUUCUACUCGGGCCAUUUCUACGACCACCCGCUCGUGCGCAAGCGCGAGUGGUACUGGCGCGUCGAGCCGGACGUGAAGUUCUUUUGUGACUUGACCUAUGAUCCGUUCAUUGAAAUGGAGAAGAACAACAAGAAGUACGGCUUCACCGUGACCAUCAAGGAGCUCUACUACACCGCACCCUCUUUGUUCAAGGCGACCAAGGCGUUCAUCAAGGAGAACAACAUCAAGGUGCAGUCCGCCUGGGACAUUGUCGCCAAAAAGUACCCGACCUUGAGCGGCAAGAACGCCGACCAGUACGAGUCGUGGGAGGACCGCGCGGACUUGUAUAAGCAGGUGGAGGACAACGUCAACCUCCGCCGGUUGCUAGAAAAAAAAAACAAGACGAACAAGGACCUCGAGAGCAUCAAGGAGUUCCAGAACGUCCGCAACAUAUUCGAGAAGGCGACGCAAAAGCCGCAGUUGUUCGAGGACAGGGACUAUGACGAGGAAUACAACUUGUGCCACUUCUGGACCAACUUUGAGAUUGCCAAGACCGAGGUUUUUCUCUCCCAGACAUACCAGGACUACUUCAAGUACUUGGAGCAAUCGGGGGGCUUCUACAAAGAGAGAUGGGGCGACGCGCCGGUGCAUUCCAUAGCCGUGGCCAUGAUGCUUCCAAGCGAGCAAUUGCAUUAUUUCCGGGACAUUGGCUACAUGCACUCGACGUUGGGCCAUUGCCCCGGAAACGCCCCGGGUAAACAGCUCCCCUACCAAUCCAAUGGAUACGAGGAAGACGCACUACCAUGGCACAAGACUUUUGUGGGUGACGGUCCGGACGAGCCGGUGCGCAACGGCGUUGGCUGCCGGUGCGAGUGCCCGCUUUUGACCCGUGAGCUCGAGAAUAGAAACUCCGUGUGCCUCAAGAACUUCGUCAAAGUCUUGUCCGACGGGUACAAGCCACAGGAGCCCAUCGACGUGGAUAAACUAGAAAGGGUGGCCGAGCGGAAGCUCACGAGGCAACUCCAGAAAGGAGGACGGAUUGGCCUGGACAAUUGA